This is a messenger RNA of Cherax quadricarinatus, 8055 nucleotides long. NCBI's taxonomy places the organism in Eukaryota, Metazoa, Arthropoda, Malacostraca, Decapoda, Parastacidae. The record is from RefSeq and is a predicted model, not a curated record.
ACGAAUAAACCCUAUGGAUAUUAAGAGGAAGGAAAAAUCUUGAAGCAUACUGUACCAUAUAAAAAGGAAGUCUUCUCUGAGAACACUUGACACCAUGUUUUUAGAAAAAAUAGCAAGUGUCACCAGAAUUUUAAGUUUCCAUCACAGUCAUGUACAAAGACUAACCAACCUAAACAUAAAAAGGUUACCUUGGUGUUAUAAGGAAGUCUAUCUUAAAAGGACCAUAUUCUCUCCUUUGCUAGUGACAUUACAACUAAUUCAUUCACUCUAAGAACAUGUUGUUUAGGAUCUCAAUAUUUCAUUAAUUUUUUAAAAGUUCUGGGAGAAAUAAAUAGGAAAAAGUUUAAAUGGAAGAAUGCAGGAAUAGAUGGAUCUGCACCAGUUUCCUUAGCAGUAAUGGUGGCUGCUUGCUGGGACAUGAACAGGGAACGGAAAGUAAAUGAAAGAGAAUUUCUUCUGGCUGCGAUGGUGGGCAACAUUGAGCGAAUGAAGGAAUACUUGAAGAAAGGAGUUGAUGUCAAUUGUCAUCACCCUUAUGGCUGGACACCGCUUCAUGCUGCAGCUAUUAAUGGACGUUCACAAGCUGUCAAAUUUUUGCUGAGCAAUGGAGCUGAUCCUAAUCUGCCAGACAAUUUCUCAAAUAUCUUUCAAGUUGCUCGUGAAAAUCGAACUUCACCCAUCAGUGUGGAAGUAAUACGUGAGGGAGAGUUUAGCACUCUCUUGAAUCAUAACCAGAUGUUCCGUGGCUGUACUGCUCUCCAUUAUGCUGUCCUUGCUCAUGACCAGGAGAGCGUCCAGAUUUUGCUUGAUGCUGGAGCUAACCCAAUGCUAGUGAAUGAAUAUAAUUUUAAACCAGAGGAUUAUGCAAGAGAUAUUGGUAUGAGAAAAAUGAUGCAGAAGCACUCGGAAAAAUACCUGGAGAAACAGAAACAGAGAGAAAUGGAAGAGAGGCGAAAAUUUCCUCUAGAGCAAAGAAUUAAACAACGUAUUAUUGGCCAAGAAGGAGCAAUAGCCACAGUGUGUGGUGCAAUUAGACGCAAAGAAAAUGGCUGGUAUGACGAAGAGCAUCCUCUAGUUUUCCUUUUCCUUGGCUCAUCAGGUAUUGGUAAGACAGAACUGGCCAAACAGAUUGCUGAAUACCUCCACAAAGGAAAGAAAUCAUCAUUUAUCAGAAUUGAUAUGUCAGAGUACCAACAGAAACAUGAAGUGGCCAAAUUUAUUGGCUCUCCUCCAGGCUAUAUUGGACAUGAUGAGGGUGGACAACUAACUAAGAAGUUAAAAGCAUUUCCUAAUGCAGUUGUACUAUUUGAUGAAGUUGAGAAAGCACACCCUGAUGUAUUGACAAUAUUGCUUCAGUUGUUUGAUGAAGGAAGGCUGACAGAUGGCAAGGGCAAAACAAUUGAGUGCAAGGAUGCAAUAUUUAUUAUGACAUCUAACUUGGCGAGUGAUGAGAUUGCCGAGUAUGGGAUGCAGCUAAGAGCUGAGGCUGAGAAAAUUACAAGGCAGAAGUAUGAGGGGCAGCCAGAGGAUUUAGAGAUCACUGAGACCAUCACUAUAUCACGCAGGUUUAAAGAGAAGAUUGUGCGUCCUAUCCUGAAAAAUCACUUUCAAAGAGAUGAAUUUCUUGGAAGAAUUAAUGAGAUUGUAUACUUUGUUCCAUUUUCAAGAUCAGAAUUGUUAAAACUUGUUCGGAUGGAACUUGACAAGUGGUCGAAACAGGCACGUGAGAAACAUAACAUAGAGCUAAAAUGGGAUCCCAUAAUACUGGAUGUGUUGGCUGAUGGUUACAAUGUUUAUUAUGGAGCACGAUCCAUUAAACAUGAGGUUGAACGGCGCCUGGUGAAUCAACUGGCCAUGGCAUAUGAAAGUGGACACAUUACUGAAGGAUGCACUGUCUACAUAUACACAGAUAUUCCUAUGUCUGAAGCUGAGAAGGCAAAGCUGCAAGACUCGCCAUCUCCGAUCAAAAUUCGUGUGAAAGCAAAAGGAACAGAUAGUUUCACUGAUGUAGACCCAGGUGAACAAUUGAAAAUGAAUGAAAAAAAAUAAGACGAAGAUUAUAGUAGCCAGUGAAUGUAUUGUAUGGAUGAAGGACAAAUUAUGUGAUAAAGUUGUUGAUAUUUAAUGCUGGAACAUAAUUUUGCCUUGUGUUUUUUUUUUUUUUUUCAACAAGUUGGUCGUCUCCCACCGAGGCAGGGUGACCCAAAAAAGAAAGAAAAUACCCAAAAAGAAAAUACUUUCAUCAUCAUUCAACACUUUCACCACACUCACACAUUAUCACUGCUUUUGCAGAGGUGCUCAGAAUACAACAGUUUAGAAGCAUAUACAUGUACGUAUAAAGAUACACAACAUAUCCCUCCAAACUGCCAAUAUCCCAAACCCCUGCCUUGUGUAUCUAUAUAAAAUGCAUCUGUAGCAUAAAGCUGUAUUGCAAUAAAAGACUAUCAUUACAUUAUUUGUUUUCGUAUAUUCUGUAAAUUUCUAAUUAUUGAGUAACGUUAAUCCCCUACAUUUUUCUUCAGAAUAAUCUUAGUGCUUUUUGUGAAUAUAUUAACCCGUAAACGGUCCAAACGUAUUUAUACGUUUUUACCGCUAGUGCCCCAAACAUAUAUUUACGUUUUAUUUGUCAUACAUUCAACAUUUCCAUGAUAAGCCUGAGUUGCCUAGACAUGAGAGAAUGGGUGUGUGCACUCACUGUGUGCCAUAUUAAAAUAAUUGGGGAUGCCUGGGUACCAUAUGCUCUUUUUUCCUAUUAAAAAAAAAAACUAUUUUUUUUUUUCUCAAAAAAGUUGGGGCACUACGGUAGAGAACGUAUAUAUACGUUUGGACCGUUUACGGGUUAAUAAUAAUAAUCUGCAAAGUAGUUUUUUGUUUGCCACAAAUCAGCAUAAUGGUUUUAAAGUGAGUUUUAAUUCAAAAAGUUUUUAAAAAUUCCUGUUUAGUACAGUUAUAUCUAUUAGCUUUAAUAUCAUGGUCAUUUUGUAUUCAAGAGUAAAAAAAAUUGUGUUAAAAUUACCACUCUCAUCAUAUCAAUCAGUAGUCCUACAUUUUAAGCCUGAUGUACUUGUCCAGAUGUGUCUUCAUAAAUGCACCGUCUGUUUCUUUCCAGUAAGUUUUAUCCCUCAAGGGUUACUAUUGUGUACAGUGAGAGCUCUUACUAUAAGUCCUCUGCUGGGGUAGGGUAUGCUGCCACAGGCAUCUAGUAUAUUUGCUGCUGAAUUAUAUGCUGUACUCAAAUGCUUCAUUCAUAUUACAUUAUGUAUAACCCACAUAGGUCAUACAUUAUUAUUAUUAUAUUUAUGAUGAAAUGCUAAAUCCAUAGGAGUCGUACACCACUUGGGGAAUGAGGAGCACUCAGAUUUGAUCCAAAGAACUGAAGCAUAGUUCCAAAUCUCUGGAUCAAGAGUCACUGGCAUUCAAUCACCUCCCUUGAAAGGAUGGGUCAUACAUAUUAUAGUUUGCUACAAUCUCCAUCUCAUAAUUUAUUGUAGUCUCUAAGUGUGUUACUUGUGAUCAAAACUAUUUCUUGUAAGAAUCUGACCUCGUUUGGGGCACUGUGAAGCUGGUAAAGGGUUUUUGAUGCAUGAAAUUGGAGUUAACCUUUCUUUCCUCAGGUUGAACCUGCUCAGGGUACUUCUCACCUUCCCAUUCUCUAGACACUGUAUAACCCUUAUGGGUACAGCUCUUCCCCAUAAUAUAAUAAUAAUAAUAAUUCUCACCUGAUUGUGCUUUGCCUUCAGGACUGACUACAUGUGUUAAUUCUUCAUUAGCAACCAAAUUGUCAUCAUUUCUUGGAUUCUUAGGUGUGAAUCAAAUUUUGAAAUGUGUGAAUGAAACAGGUUGUGCUUAUUAUAUAUAUUUAUUCAAGAUUUGAAUAGGAAUGGGUGAUUAUGAAGAUUAGAAGGUAACAAACAUUUGUAAAUAUGAAAAAGUAUAGAAUAAACAAACCUGUAUGAAAUACUAGUGGUGUAAAGGCUUGAAUUUCCAAAGUGCACAUGAUUCAGAUUAUGAGAGAAGUACCCUUCAAGGAAGGGACUGGAAGCCUUGAUGUUGAUUAAUAGCUCUUGAACUAAAACAGUAUAGCUACUCUCUUCCUUGGAUCAAAUUUGAUUACCUCCCUAUCACUAGAUGCUAUGACCAUUAGAAAUUGAGCACUUUCCUGUGAGUAUACAGUAGUACUAAUGAAAGCAGUAUUAUAGCAUUAAUCAGUAUUGAAUGUAAUGGAUGUAGACUCAAGGAAACUAUGCAAGAUGAAUAUUUUAGAUGGGUGUACAAAAGCAACAGGUGGUGUAGAUGUGUGGAAUGCACAAUGAAUACUAAGUUUGUGGUUAUUGCAAGUGUGUGCUAUUAUUGUAUCCACUGCCAUAUAUGCAUAAUUAUAUAAUGUAAAUACUCUACUUAUAAUGUGUAAACUGAGCUUAUGAUUGUAUUUGUAUGUUGUAUUUCAACAAUUGAAAACAAUUUACUGAGAUGAGUAAAAUUGUUAUUAAUAUGGAUGGGUGAGUGUGGAGGGCAGGGAGUGACCUUGGGCACCCACACCUCACAUGUGCACCUUCUCUCACCAGGACCAUCACCAAAAGUGGCCAGUGGUGAGUGAAUUGCCACAGCUGCUGCUCUACCUGUUAUAACCUCACAUCUUGGUUUUGACUGAUUUUUAAUAAUAAUUUUUUUGGCUUUAGUAUUAAAUAUAAUGGGAAGUUUUAUCUCAUUUUGUGUCAAGAUUUGUUACCCCAGCUGUGGUCAUAUUUAAUUAUGUUAAAUAUUAAAAAAAUAUUAGUACGUGUAUUUAUUGAAUUUAAAAGCAGUGAAUGACCCAUGCAGAUAUAGAAUUUUCUGUGUGUAAUACAGAAAAUUAAGCAUAACAUUUUACAUUUUUAAUACUUCACUUAAUAUAGUACAAUUUAUAGAAUUUUUUAAUACUUUCAAUACUUUUGGGAGAAGUUUUGCAUCCAGUUUCCACAAAAAAAAAAAAUAAUCAUCAUUAUCCCUUCAAGUGACACUGAUAAAUUGUUACUAUUGAAGGGUACUUGAUUCAAGGGACUGGAAUUACUCUUCAUUUUCUUGGAUCAAACCUGAUUACUUUUCAUUAUCCAAGCGGUGUAUCACCCUACAGGUUUACCAUUUUCCAUGAAUAUAAUGAUUAAAGUCGUAACUGCCACCUACACUGUUUGACAUAUUUACUAAACAAGUAAGAAAGGGUAUAUUAUAUUGAGGGUGAUAGACAAUUCUUCAUAUUGCCAUGGAAAACUAAGCUUCCACAUUUUGGUAAAACAUCCUCAUUCAAUCAUUACCUUAUUGAAAAUCUAAUAAUUAAUCAUCCAUUCUCUUCAAUGGUCUGGUCUUUUUCACUGAAACUUCUGCAUUGAUUACAUUUGUUUCAUAGUUCCUGACAUGUUAUAUUUACCUACCUCAGAUGUCCUCUCCUUUCUUUUUCAGUUCAUUCCUCAUGAUGGUAUAGACAGACCACACUUUUUCCUAAUCUUUCCCUUCAGAGAGGGAAUGGGAUACCUUGAUACUGAUGAAGGGUUCUUAAACCUGAGAAUUGGAGCUUAACCUCACUUUCCUCAGAUCAAACCUUAUUACCUACCAUUCUGCUGGUAUUGUAUGACCCCUAUGAUUUAAGCACUUCCCAUGAUUUUAAUAACAGUUUCCCAGUCUUAGAGGUCAAACAUAUUUUAUGGGUAAAAAGCCUAUCUCUAGCAAAUCUUUAUUAUAAGUAAUUUACAAAAAAGACCAUAUAAGGUAGGUAGCACAACAAUGAUAGUGUGAAUGAUGGUGAAAGUGGUCUUAUUUUGGGUUACCCUGCCUCUUAAACAGAUUCUGCAAGGAUCUGACAUAAGAAAGCUUGUGUAGCAUAGACAUGGGAAAAUUUAUGUAUAUAUACAGUAUGUAUAACAAAAUGUUUGUAAAUUUGACUCCAUGCUUAAUCUUCAAAGAGUAUACACUAAUGGUUCUUUAUGGUCAUUGCAGACUCAAGUUUCACCCCAGGAUAUCAUAGUCUGCCAAGUGCUAAAUUUCCUCCAUUCAUUCAGUCUCACACAAGCUGAAGUAAUAAUGCUAUGCUGUCUGAAGACUGUCAUGUGUGUUUUCUCAGCAGUAAAAGUAAACUCAUCACUUACUUAAGACAAAUAUAGCUGCAAACUGGUCACUAGCCUGCCUGCGAGUAGUGUGUGUAUAGCUCGUAUAUAAUACAGUAUAUUAUGAAUAUAUGUUACAAGUGCAGAAAUCCAUUUUAAACAGAUUUCAGGGUAAGAUAAGAGUAACUCAUUGAGGUAAACAUAAUUAACUAAAUAACAAAAAAGGCACAAUACCGUGACUGGAACAAUACACAAUAACCCACAUAUAGAAGAGAGGAGCUUACAACGACGUUUCGUCUGACUUGGACCAUUUACAAAGUCACACUAACGAGAAGUGGAGCAGGACGAGUAUAUAUAGGCAGGAAGAGGUAGUAGUAGUAGCAGUAGUAGUAGUAGUAGUGGUGGUAGUGGUAGUAGUAGUGGGGAAUUAAGGAGGAGGAGGAGCCAGUCAAAUACAAAGAAAGGGGAACACUGCAAGGGAGCUAGGUACCCACAGAGGGAGAGCAAGUACACAGAGGGGGGGAAGGGAAGUAAUGAAAAAAAAAGAAAGUAAUGAAAGAACAGAAACACAAGAUAGAAGAAAGAAAGACAACACAGAAAAGAAAAAAGGAAAGAGGAAAGGGGAAGAGGGAAAAGAAAAAAAGGAGGAAUCAGGUUAAGUCACGGGAGUUCUGAAGUUUGGAGCAUUUUACAACGUAGUGGGAGAGGAAGGCAUCUACAGAGACAAAGCCAGGACUAAGAUUCAUACAAGGAAAGUUGUGUAUUAGGGAGGAUUCAACCAGACGGCGACUGUUAAAGUUGGAAGUAGGGAAGACAGUUUUAGCAGAAGACCAGUCAAUAGGAUGGCUAUGAUCCUAUGAAAGACCAAGCACACCCUCUCUCUCUCUCUCUGCUGGCAUUGACUGAGCAGCUUAUAUUCAAUAAGAAGUACGUACUAAACCUGUAAGGUGUCAUUAAGUGCCUUGGGAAUGGAAGGUAAUUAGUUACUUGGACAAGUCUUUCAUCUGUACCAAGGCAUCACCUGCCUGCUCCAGAAACUAUUGCAAUUACAAGAUUGACCUGGAAGUUAGUUGUUGAAACACAGAACAGAGCCAGAGAAUUUCUGCUUUUAGUUUUUUUGAAAGGUGUGUACUGUUACCAUACCUAGUCAAAAGCACCAGGAAUGUCUGGUGCAACUUUCCAACUGAUUUUAGAUUCAUCCAGCGAAUGGUAUCACAUACUGGGAUGGUUCAUUCAACUUGAGAGUGAUAGAGUAGCCAGUGAUGUUUAAAAACAUACCUUAAUUUACAUACUUUAAUCAAUGGGAUACUUAAGAAUUACAUAGUUUUACAACUGCCAAGUUGCAGUGCUAAUGUGGGAAAUGGUUAUCCUAAUUUUUUUUAUAUAAACAAUUCAUUUGCAAGUUGAAACCCCUCAAGGAAGGUUCCUUGAUGUUGGUGAGGGGCUCUUGAUUUAGGGAAUUGGAUCUGUGCUCCAGUUCCCCGAAUUAAGCCUGAAUGCCUUCCACAUCCCCCCCCAGGCGCUGUAUAACCCUCCGGGUUUAGCGCUACCCCCUUGAUUAUAAUAAUAAUGCAAGUUAAAAAAACAUAAAUGCAAGCUGUGUGCAAGAUGAGAACCUCCUCUAUAUUUGAGUUCUUCCAUAAAAGAUAUUUACCCAGUACUAAGCAGAGUUAGUAGAUAUCAGUAAAACUUUAUGGUAGCUGGUAAGCACAUCCACACUGUGGUCUUUGGUCCACCUUGUCCAACCUCACAGUCUUUACAAUGCUACCUUUGAUAUUUUUUAUAUUGUUUUUGCCACUGUUGUAACAUGGAGGUUAAAUGUCUAUACCUGGAACCUGCAUCUUAACUGGAAAAUGGUUUGGUGUAGUACAGUAUUACAGCCUUUUCUUGAUUGCUGAUUGAUUAUAAUUACAACUACAUGUGAGUGUAUAGACACACAAUUUCCUUUAAUCUGUUCUGGGGAUAAAAUUUUUCUUGA